This is a messenger RNA of Rasamsonia emersonii CBS 393.64, 834 nucleotides long. RefSeq lists its product as uncharacterized. The transcript is spliced from 3 exons. The record is from RefSeq and is a predicted model, not a curated record. Lineage: Eukaryota; Fungi; Ascomycota; Eurotiomycetes; Eurotiales; Trichocomaceae. The coding region runs from base 1 to 834 and encodes 277 amino acids.
AUGUCGUCCAUCGCUAACAAGAUCCCCUUUGACUGGCACAAAUGGUUCCCUACCGCCAACCGUUUCAAACAGCUGGAUCUUCGACUGCUACUAGCACUAUCGUUUGGGGGAGUCUGCCUACUUGGCUUCCUGCGGGCCGCAUGGAGGGACUACAGGACAUACAUGGCCUACGGUCCCAGUGAACUUCCGUACAGUCUGCGAGGCUGGUUCAUUUCCAGUGCUCUUAUGCGACUCCUCGCAACCGACGUCUUCAGCACCGACUUGUACGAGAGCGAUCCCGACAAGAGAAGCUGGCUGCCACAAGACUCGCCCAAGCGCGAGCGCGGUCCACGACCGCAAUUGGGACCGCAUCCUAUGCCUCAGCGUCAGCUGGAUCAAUACUCCCCGGUGGAUGUUCGAUUGAGGCUCGCCGAAGCAUUCUCUCAAUUAGUCGCCGACCAUCCUAAUCUCCUUCAGUUCAAGCCUUCCCUUCAUGAGGGACACACCACUCAGAGCAUCUUUAUCGCUGAUGAUGUCGCAGCAUCGCCGAUUGCACAGGAAAUGUUUGGGGAGGUUUCUCAUAUUCACGCCAUUGGCGAUCACACAGUGCAUGCUGUGUUGGCCCCUCAAGAUUGCAAGAAAGUGAUCGAGAUGGGCUGGGGCCAGCGCCAUCCUCUGGAUGGAGUCGAGAUGACCAGGCACAUAUUCGGCUGGACGCUGCCCAAAGAGUAUAUCCUCCUCUACGCCCCUCGAACCGACGAGGAGCUCCAGACCGUGAUGGAGAUUGUCAAGGCCUCUGCUGGUUACAUGACCAAUUCCCAAUUCGACGUUAAGCAGCCAAUGAGAGAUAGCUAG